Messenger RNA from Penicillium malachiteum, 1551 nucleotides. Its product is annotated as cytochrome P450. The transcript has 5 exons. Gene Ontology annotation, molecular function: oxidoreductase activity, acting on paired donors, with incorporation or reduction of molecular oxygen; monooxygenase activity; iron ion binding. NCBI's taxonomy places the organism in Eukaryota, Fungi, Ascomycota, Eurotiomycetes, Eurotiales, Aspergillaceae. The record is from RefSeq and is a predicted model, not a curated record. The coding region runs from base 1 to 1551 and encodes 516 amino acids.
AUGAUCUUUGCUUCAGCAAUGUUGGAACCUUCUCUUUUGCCUCCCCUUUUGGUGGGUGGCAUACUCAUAUAUCUCAUCGGUCGAUCAAUCUACCGCCUCUAUUUCCAUCCACUUCGAUUGAUUCCUGGACCCAAGCUCGCUGCUAUAUCCCAUAUUUACGAGUUUUACUUUGAUGUGAUUGUUGGAGGACAGUUCAUGUUCGAAAUCGGAAGACUGCACAAGCAGUACGGACCCAUUAUCCGGAUCAACCCGCGUGAGGUUCAUAUCUUAGAUCCCUCUUUCUACGAUGAAAUAUAUAGCGGUGGUGUCAGAAAGCGCAACAAGGAUGCAGAAUUCCUUAAAGCAUACUCAGUGGAGGGUUCGCCGGUAGCCACUGUGGAUCAUGAUCACCACCGCUACCGUCGAAACAUCGUGGGCUCAUUCUUCUCGAAACGCUCAGUCAACGAACUGUCCCCAGUGAUUGAGGAUAAAAUACAGAAGUUGAUGGAGCGCUUUUCUAUCGCUAAUCAAGCUGGUUCAGUCGUGCGUUUGGAUGAUGCAUUCUCUGCCCUUGCCUCGGAUGUCAUUACACAAUACUCCUUCGGUCGGAGCUGGGAUUUCUUGGAAGAUGUGAAUUUCCGAAGAGAAAUUCGCCAUGCCAUAGCGGAAACGGCGAAUGCCAUUCACAUCAACCGGUUCUUUCCUUUAUUUGCACGAACGCUUCGAAUGAUCCCUAGGUCACUCGUCGUUAAGAUCCAGCCGGGCAAACAAAGCGUGGUGGAUUUCAUGAAGUCGAUCUAUGACUUUACUGCGCAGUCAAUGCAGGUUGCUGAGAACCCUGGUCAUGAAAAGCGAGAUUCCAAGAAGGGAACCAUCUUCGAAAAGCUCACGGACCCAACACUCCCACCAGAAGAGAGAACUUUCCGUCGUAUUCAUGACGAGUCAGGUGUUAUUCUUCAAGCUGGAACCGAAGCCAUCGGUCGAUCAUUGACUGUAGCCGCUUUUCAUAUCGCUCACAAUCCUUCUAUCCGGGACAAAGUCCGCGAGGAAUUGCGUUCGGUUAUGCCGACUCCUACAAGCAAAGCGACUGGAGCACAACUUGAACAGCUGCCGUAUUUGUCUGGUGUUAUAUGGGAGGCCCUUCGCCUCUCUUACGGAAUGACACUCCGCUUGCCUCGCUGUGCCCCGGCAGAAGCACUCAAAUACGAGGACUAUGUUCUCCCACCCGGAACACCUUUGAGCAUGUCGACAUACCUCGUUCACCACGACGAAAGCAUCUUUCCAGACUCGUUUUCUUUCAAACCGGAGCGCUGGAUGGAGGUCGGACCGAAUGCAGACCGACUGACCAAGUACAUGGUUUCGUUUACUCGGGGAAGUCGUCAAUGUCUAGGAUAUAACCUCUCGUUCCAUGUGCUAUACUUAACAAUCUCCAGCUUUGUUCGUCAGUUUGAUAUGGAGCUCUACAAGACCACUCUUGAUGAUUUGACUAUUGUCAGCGAUUAUGGACUAGGACUUACCCGGAAUGGAGAGGUGGAAGUUCUUGUUAAGGUCUCGAAUGUGCUGAAGGAUUAG